Molecule: messenger RNA, 2993 nt
Organism: Ostrea edulis (European flat oyster)
Lineage: Eukaryota; Metazoa; Mollusca; Bivalvia; Ostreida; Ostreidae
Product: RING finger protein 145-like
Exons: 2
Coding region: 496-2010 (504 amino acids)
Source: RefSeq, a predicted model, not a curated record
CAUAGGUAAAACCUUUACAGUUCUUCUUGCAGUUGAUGUUUUAUAUCGAUAAAAUUUAGCAAAUUCAGUACCUAUGCUCCCUCACAUAGUUUAAUAAGUUUGUCUUUUUUCUUGUUAAAAUAAUUUAUUUUUUGUAACUUUAGAAUUUUGAUCAGUGUUGUGUUUUGCAGUUGAUUAUAAUUCGUAUUCAAUGCCAUAUUUGUUUACGUUGUCCCGGUAGCACGACUUUACGCGCCUUUAAUUUGAAGAGUUCCACUAAUGGAAUCAAAAGUAUUAACUUCCCAUACUACUAAAUGUGUGUAUGAGAUAUAUUUCCUUACGUGUAAUAUAUGUUGAUAUUAAAUUACAUGUCUAGUGAUAAUUUCGUUACAGAUUGAAAAUUCCAAACCGAAAGUAAGAUCAAUAUUCAUAUACCCCUCAAGACAUCACGUGCACUUAUUGCUGAAAACUAGUAUAAAGACUUCGAAUUGUGAUAUUGAGGUUUAGGUUAAGACGAUGCCUGUGUUGUCUAUCUACAGUCAUUUUCUAAUUGGACUGGCCAUCGUUUUGAGACAACCAGCCUUCUUUUUAAUCGAGAUAUGCUUAGAGGAAACUUUUUAUCAGUCUUUUAUUGUGUCUACAGUGCUAGUUGCAUCAAUGGCAGCCAUACUUCUUCCACAGGAUCAUCUGUUCUCCGUGUACAAGUACUUAUGUGGUGCUGCAUUAAUGUUCAUGAUGCACUCCUCCACCCGCUAUUUGAUCGACAAAAGCAGAAAUCAUCCAGACAACAACGACACCAAAAUAGUUGGCUGUUUCAUUCUUUUUAGUCUUGCAGAGCUGUUAGCUUUUCAUCUAUUUAAAGAAAAGACAUGGAAACCGUAUGUUUUAAGUGCGUACCACUUACCACUAAUCAUGUUGUUUCUGAAACUCCCUAUCAAAAUCACAGGAUGUUCGUUUCACCUGGCAGAUGGCCUUGUGUUUUAUUACUUAAUAUACCAAGCCAUACAGAUGUUCAUCACUAGUGUUAUCAAAAUAAAGAAACAGGUUACUACAUGGAUCUAUUUAGUCAGCAUUUUUGGCGUCUUCCCUGUCAUCAAAUCAAUUGGCGAUUCUAUUCACCUUACACAACAGCUUUUGUUGUUUUAUUUUGUCUCGUUUGCUUACAAACUCUAUUACUAUACCGCACAGACUUCCGGUGUAAACGUGGUACCCUUCUCGAAGCUGGAUUCUACAACAUUUCUGUUUGUCAUUGCUGGGCAAUGUUGCAAGACUUACGUAGGACUCGUUUCGAUGUGUGUCGCCACUUCGUAUUUGUCCCAUUAUCUUUCUCGGCUAGUUAGCCUUUACCUUUAUGGAUGGAAAAGCACAGGCAUUGUCAGUGAUAUUUCAGAUGUUAGGCUUGGUGUUUUGGUCUUUGUGCUUUCUGUAUCUGCAGGGAUCCUUGGGCCAUCCAAUUCUUUGAAUGAGUUUUUGCUAAAAGACGCCGUGUUUAAAAUUCUAUUGAUGUACUUGGCAUCACUUUUUAUCGGUUGCACGUGUGAAAUGGUCGAUCCAGCAAUUCUAACAUUUAGUGCAAUGCCAACAUCAAAACCAUUCAAACACUUCCGAGGGCUCACGUUGUAUAUGUUUUUCCUAGUAUUUACAAUCUAUAUGAUAGAUAAACUUCAACAAUACGACGAUAUAUCUUUAUCUAUUCCAUUGAUUAUCAUUGGUUUUUCCACUUGUCUCCAGGUAAUGGCUUCCAUUGUGAUUUAUUUAUUGUUUGUGUAUGAUGGCGUUUGCUCGCACUCUAUGGAGAACUUAGAUGACAUAAUCUUUUAUAUACGAUCCAUAGUGCGGUUUCUGGAUUUUGUAGGAUCUGUCAUUUUGGCUUGCAGAGGAAUAUGGUUUAUUAAAAAUGGUGCAUUUAGCUGGAUCCAAAUUCCAUUUUUUAUCGUACAUUGCUAUGGAAACGUGUGGGAAAGAUUGAAAAGUGGCUCGAGAAUUGUUGUGUUAAGAAGAGACGCAGUUAAGAAGUUGAAUGCUUUAUAAACUGCAACAAAUGAACAAAUUCGGAACUGCGACGAUGUGUGCUCUAUAUGUAUUCGGCAAAUGUCAUCUGCUAAAAUCACCCCCUGUGGACAUCUUUUUCAUGAGACGUGUCUAAAGAAAUGGAUAUACGUGAGAGAUUCAUGCCCUCUCUAUCUCCGCAAACUAUACAGCUUAAGCCUCGAUACAACACAGCAAGAGUGGCGGAAGUUCCAUCCUUGUCAAACAAACAAACAAAACCUUUUGUUUUUUAUUACGUUUACCUGAUUUGAGGAGAUCAUAUUACUUUAUCAGCUCUUCAAGAAAAUGCCUUGGUGAGAAAAACUGGAAGCUAAUCAUCGUAAAGAGGCUACGAGAUGAGAUGCAGAUUUGAAAUAUGCCAUGGUAAACUACAACAUAAAAAGAUUCGGACUGGACCGAGUAAGAAAAUAAUCAACUCCAUCUUUUGACCACGAAAGCACAUUUUAAGCGUAUUUUAUUAGUCAAUCAAAGAAUAAUAUUGCAAAACAUGAAUGAGGUCAAAUCAUUCAUUCCACUAUAACAAAACGCAUAUUAUAUAGGAUACGAGAUGAAACGUUAUAAUUUAUUUCAUAAAUUCACGUGUAUAUAAAUUCCUCUUUACAAUCCUUGUCAGCGUUGUAAUCACAGAAAAAUUCAUUUAUGAUUAGUUUAAUGCACAUAGAGGUAGUUAUAAUUGUGAUGUACCUGUCACUCUCCCGUUAGGUAGACUCGCCUUUGUUUUUAUGUAAUAGCUAGACAAUUUCUAUCAGCAAUUCCACUGGAAAAAUAUCAGCGUCAUUAUACAGUUUAUUAUUAUACAGAUAUCAGUGUGAAAAUAAUUCAGGAAGUAUUGCCAUCAAAUACCUAGUCAUAGCAUUCAAUAUUUUAAAAGAAUAUAUUGAUGAAUUGCAUUAUCGAAUUGUAUUUGUAACAUUAUGGAGUGCAUACUAACUGUAAAAUGAAUAAUGAAGUAAAACACCAAAAAU